AUGGGCUCUGAUUGUGAUAUCCGUAGGGAUUAUUAUGGUAUAUAUCCCAACCGUCGUAACAGUUAUUAUUCCCCUGUCUACUCGACCCUUACAACACACAGUUCCGAUUCUUCUUUAUUUAAUCCAAAAAGAAAAUUUCCUGAUGUUGGAAUAAUGGAUAAUAUAUAUACCUCCAGAGGAAUUUUUCAUUCCCUAGAUGUAGUAGAUCAGGAAUUACCAAUGCAAAUGAAGCGUACAUUUCAUAAUGGUCACUCUAAGAAAUCUAGAGAAGAUGCGGUUGACCAAACUAAUAGUAGCCUCUUACGUAGUAUAUCCAAUACUUUGUUAAAUACAGGGAAACAAUUUUGGGAGAGUUUAGUUGGAAGUUAUGUGGACGAUAAUACCUUACAAAAUAGUGUAGCCACUGAAAUAAGCACAAAUGAAAAGGCUAAGAAAAGAAAAGAAAAUGAAUACUUUUUUAUACAAAAUAAGAAAAGGAAAAUCAUAUUAGACAAUUUGGCCAAUAUUUCUUUUAGUAGAAGCAACCACUCUAAUGAAGAAAAUUUGGAUUCUAGCUCCUUGGCAUCCCCUCCAUCAUCUUCAUCGAUAUCUUCAAGUGUAGCCUCCCAAGACUUACAACCAAGAUGCUUAUCAUUGUCUAAAUAUCCCUUUAAUUGGGAUGGUGGAAAAAUCACAAAGAUUGGUGAGAAAGAUUCUGGAGAAAUUAAUGGCGCAUUAUCAUAUCCUCAAUAUGGCACAACUUUUAUAGGCAGAAGUAAAGCAAGAAGAAAUUAUUCGCACGCUAAUCCAGUUAUUCUACGUGAUAGAUCUGAUGAAAUAAGAUAUUUAAAGAUGAUAUUUAAUGGCAAAUAUGAAAUACCUGAGAUAUUAAAGAAUGAAAGACAAAGGCAACUUAAUCUAUUAAGACAAGAUAAAAAAUCUUACAAUAAAGCAGUAGAUGAUCAAACAAAUAAUGAUAAUGAAUUAAAGAGCUCUAUAAUAGAUUUAACCUCUAAAAUCAAAAAUGCUAUAUUAGAUAGUAGAAAACCGUCAGAAAAUAAAGUCUAUACGAAUGAUGACAUUGUAUUAUUAAAAGAGCAGAAAUUAACACCAUUAGAAAAAAGAAACAAAGAAUUCCAACUCCAGCAAUUAAGGUUUAAUAGAUAUUUAGUUAGUUUAGAGAAGGAAUCUAAAAAUAUUAAGCAGAUGCGUGAUGAGAGAGAAAAGCUAAUGGAGGAACUAAGAAAAAAUAAGGAAGCAGAGACUGAGGUCAAGAUAUUAAUUCCCAUGUUAACUGAGGCUGAAAUUAAUAGGGUAAAUUCCACAAUAAAUAGAAAAGAUAAUGGGGUACUUCUAGACAAGGAUAACCUAGAAAUAAGAGUCCAUGAUAUAAAAACAUUAGCUCCAAGAAGAUGGUUGAAUGAUACUAUCAUUGAAUUUUUCAUGAAAUAUAUCGAGAAAAAUUCUCCAAAUACUGUUGCAUUUAACUCUUUUUUUUACUCGAGCUUAUCUGAAAGAGGUUAUCAAGGUGUACGAAGGUGGAUGAAGAGAAAAAAGGUACAAAUAGAACAAUUAGAGAAAAUAUUCUUCCCAAUUAAUCUAAACCAGUCACAUUGGGCAUUGUGCAUGGCGGAUCUGAAAUUGAAAAAGAUAUUUUAUGUUGAUUCACUUUCUAAUGGGCCCAAUGCCAUGAGUUAUGCAAUUUUGACAGAUUUGCAAAAUUAUAUUAUCGAAGAAAGUAAGCAUAAACUUGGAGAAGAAUUUGACCUAGAGCAUUUAGAGUGUCCACAGCAACCUAAUGGAUUUGAUUGUGGUAUAUAUGUAUGCAUGAAUGCAUUAUAUUUAAGUAAUGACUCAGAUUUGACUUUUAAUAACAAAGAUGCCGCUAGAAUGAGACAGUAUGUGGUAAGUUUAGUGCUUGCUGGUAAUGACAAAUAA
Messenger RNA from Henningerozyma blattae CBS 6284, 1917 nucleotides. It is a transcript of the gene ULP1, whose product is annotated as SUMO protease ULP1. Gene Ontology annotation, molecular function: cysteine-type peptidase activity. NCBI's taxonomy places the organism in Eukaryota, Fungi, Ascomycota, Saccharomycetes, Saccharomycetales, Saccharomycetaceae. The record is from RefSeq and is a predicted model, not a curated record. Gene Ontology annotation, biological process: proteolysis. Bases 1 to 1917 code for a protein of 638 amino acids. The transcript has a single exon.